AUGAUAUUCAAUGGCACGCUAAUAUUGUUAUUAAAUUUAUUUAUACAAGCGAACGGAUUAUUUCGUUUGUACAAUACAGAUGUAUUGUACAGAAAUGAUUUAAAAGAUUGUUUGUAUUCGAAUGAAAUAAACAAUAUAACAAAUGAAUGGAUAUUAAUUCGUUAUUGCAUCAGUGAAGAUGAUUUUGAAAAUCAAUUUGAAUGUUAUGGAAAUGCUAAAUUAACAUUUGAAGAAUUAAAAUUGAAAAGAAUAUCUGGUGAAGAUCUUUUUCAAUGGAACGCUCCAGUUGAUACAAUCGAUAAUUAUGAAAAAUAUUCAAUUGAAAAUAAUUUUUCAAUGAAAAAUUAUUUUUAUUGCAAUUGUUCAAAAGAAUAUUUUGGAAAAGAUUGUUUAUAUUCAUUUAAUGAAAUUUCCUCUAAUAUAACAUUUUCUGAUGUUAUUUUAACUAAUUAUCUGAGCAAAAACGAAUUAUCAUAUGAAGAUAUAUUGAAUGAUGAAUAUUUAUUGAUAUGUUAUGAAGGUAUUAAAUGCAAUUCAACAAUAUGUCUUGAUUGGAGACAAAUAUGCGAUGGUUUUAUGGAUUGUGAAAAUGGUGAAGAUGAAUUCGAAGAUUGUUUUUCCAUUGAAAUAAAUAAAUGUAAAGAAAAUGAAUAUCGUUGCUUCAAUGGAAUGUGUAUUCCACAAUCAUUCUUUAUUGAUUUCAGUUAUGAUUGUGGAGAUAUGGCCGAUGAAGAAUUUGAUAUUGAUGAAAUCAUAAUUAAAACAAGUGAAUGUUAUCAAUCUUUAAUGACUUUCUGUGAUUUUAGUCAGUCCCGUUGGAAUUUAUUUUCGUGUGGAGAUGGAGAAUAUGCCCCUAUUGAAGGUUAUGAUCUGUUAUGUGUCAAUGAACGCGACUCAUUUUAUCGGCGAAAUCUUUCUCUAUCAUCUUUAUACGAUAAUAAUCAAUGUUGGUUUUUAAUGCUAUGUACAUUAGAUGAAUAUUAUUUCGAUUUAUUUGAUUAUGAUAGUUCGCUAUGUCGUUGUACAGCAUCCAAUCGAGAAAAACUAAAAUGUUUGAAAUAUUUCGAAACAUAUUGUCCUUCACUGUUUUAUUUUCAAACUGGGGCUAAUUUCGUGUAUCCAUUUAUUAAAUUUGUUUUUGAUAAAGCAAAGAUAGAUUCUUCUAAAUGGUGGGAACCAACUCAUAUAUGUUUUAAGAAUAAAUCUUGUUCAAAUUUUCUAUCUGCUAGUGAUUUAAUUAUUGAUGACUUAACUUGUAUUGAAAGAGAAACAAUUCCCAAAAGGUCUGAUUCCAUUUCUCAUGAUCUCAAAAUAUUAUUUUCUUAUUGUAAUAUACCAAUUGAAGAUAAAAGAUUAUUUUAUUGUAAUAAAUCGAAACAGUUUAUUUCAAAAUAUCGAAUAGGAGAUUCAAGGAAAGAUUGCUUUUAUGGAGAAGAUGAAAACGAUGCUAUAAUUUUACCGAUAAUGUCUUCAUUUAAUUUAACGGAUCGUUUUAAAUGUAAAACUGAUAAUAAUUGGAUGGUACGCAUUUUUAUUUUUUAUUAUGAUCAAUAUUCUGACGUUUAUUCAUAUAACAGUGGUUAUGGUAAAGAUGAAUCUUAUCAGUUAUAUGUUGGAAAAUGUAGAAGACCAUUAGAUCUCGCUUGCCAAUUUAUACGAGGUACUUAUAUUCCAUCCGUUUAUAAUAUAUUUCGAGAAAAUCGCAAUGGAAAAAAUCAUACUAAAUUUGCAAUUGAUAAUGAAACAGAUGAAACAAAUUGUGACGAAUGGUCAACAUAUCAAUGUGAUGAUUAUUGGGAUUUUUCAAAUGGAGUUGAUGAAAUCUAUUGUCCAAAUACAAUAUCGUAUUAUUUGAAAGAAAAUAUUUUUAAAUGUAAUAUAAAUGAACAUUAUUGUGCAUAUCAAAAUGGAACUAUUGGUUGUUUAUCAAAAGAAUAUGCAGGAAAUGGAAUUGUCGACUGUUUAGGAGCAUCAGAUGAAAGAAAAACAGGAGAACAUAUAUAUUCUAGUGCGUUCUAUAAUAACUUUAAAUGUCUUUCUAAACAAUAUAUCAAUGUAUAUUAUUUGUGUGAUGGAUAUCCUGAUUGUAAACAUUCUGAUGAUGAGAUAAUGUGUCCAUGGAUAUUUAAUUUAACCUUUGAUUCACUUCUCUUUCCUUGUAAAAAUGGUACAUAUAUUCCCAGAGUAAGAAAACAAUGUAAUAAAAUAAUUGAUUGCCAACCGGAUGGAGAAGAUGAAUGGUUUUGUGAUUUAAUUUAUUCAAAACAAUCCCAAUUUUUACUAAAUAAUGUUGAAGAACAUCCAUUAACAAAUCAAAAUUCGUCAAAAAUUAUAAUUAUUAAUGACCAUUAA
Rotaria socialis is the source of this 2352-nucleotide messenger RNA. NCBI's taxonomy places the organism in Eukaryota, Metazoa, Rotifera, Eurotatoria, Philodinida, Philodinidae. The record is from the annotation of a GenBank genome assembly.